Molecule: messenger RNA, 318 nt
Organism: Blastomyces dermatitidis ER-3
Lineage: Eukaryota; Fungi; Ascomycota; Eurotiomycetes; Onygenales; Ajellomycetaceae
Exons: 3
Molecular function (GO): protein heterodimerization activity
Source: RefSeq, a predicted model, not a curated record
AGUCUCUUCAUGAGAUCUGUUUUUAUCAGAAGUUGAGAAAUCUUAUAUUUCUCAAGAUCAUCUUUGCACACCUUGUCUGUGAAAUCAAUGAAGAGAAUCAUCAAUUUCAGUGUUCUGUUCUUAAUAUCAUUCAAGUAGCAGCAGAGUUCACUCUGAUAUAUACUGAUUAUUUAUUAAAUAAUAUUAAGAUAAUGACUUAUCACAGUUAUGUUAUUCUCACUGUAAGAGAUACACAGUUGAUGAUAAAUAUUAUGAAGACUCUAAGAAUAAUACUCUCUAUUGAAUUUUCAAUAAAUGAGCACUAUAUUAUGAUAUUAU